Molecule: messenger RNA, 4713 nt
Organism: Acanthopagrus latus (yellowfin seabream)
Lineage: Eukaryota; Metazoa; Chordata; Actinopteri; Spariformes; Sparidae
Gene: lmna
Product: lamin A
Exons: 13
Coding region: 1497-3446 (649 amino acids)
Source: RefSeq, a predicted model, not a curated record
GAGAGUUUGCUCAGAUUUUUUUUUGUCUUCCUGUGAGACUUUCUCUGUUUGUUACUCCGCCAGACAGAGCCACUGCUGUGCAAAUAAUGUGGUCAGACUAUUGUUCUAUUGUGUAACUUGUUCAGUCGGCUCAAAGUUCAUUUCAGUUUUAUUCAGGGAGCGGUGCUGAAUAACUUUCAGUAACUUUUAAAAGUUGUAUCUCAUUUUGCUGCCUGCUCGUACUGAAGAGCGGGACAUCAGACAGCACCUGUUAAUGCUCGGCACAUUUCGGGAGCUUAAAUGGAUGCUUCAUUUAUUCAGAGUUAGCCCAGAGAGUACUUGUGUGAGAGUGCGGGUCUGCGCCUGUGGGCGUGUGCACACAUCAUGUGCAUGCAUGUGUGCGCCAUCCCACCCACAUGGGCGUGCAUGUCCCUGCGUGCACUUUUGGUAAUGGGCGGUGAGGGGAUGGAUGGCAAAGUUUUGGUGCAUCCGCCCACCGCUGCGCCAAACUGGAGAGGGCUUUCCCGCCAUCCAGUGGGGAAGGAUUUUUGGGUUGUGAGUGGAGCAGCUGCGGAGAAAGAAUAGUUCUUGUUGCAUGUGUUGGGCCUCCGUUGUAGCUGAUGAUAACAAUAAUGAUGCAUUUAUUAGUACUGUUGAAAGCCUCAUCAGUAAUUGCAGUAUGCUGCUCUCUGAUGGGGACAAAACACGGUCAUAUUGCAGUUUUGUUGGAAGCAUAGUCAGCUAAAGAUUUUCUUUUUUUUCACUCCAUCUUUAAAGAUACCUUUUUAAAGAUGUAAUUAAAAACCAAAGUUUGUGUUGCAACUGCAGCUCUCUUUUCUCUUUUUGAGCCCAUUCAAAUGGCCUCAAAGUGGAUGUAUGUCCUUAUCAGGGCAUCCUGCAGUACUUGUUUGUAGCAUGAGUCAACACACUGGUAUUAUGGUCGGUGCUCAUGCGGGUGGUUGUGGGCGAAGUGAUCACUGCAGAACAUGCUGAUGAACACUGUGAACUAUAACAAGUAAUUACAAGAUUUUUCUUGUGGUUUACCUCCAUUUUUUUUUACUCCUGUGGAGAGCUGAGGCAGAGGGAGACGAUUUGAUCUAUUUUGGUCGCCCUGGUUGCGGCUGCAUAUUUUAGGAGUAAUCAUACAAGUGUUUAAUUGGCCUUGUGUGUGAGCCAGAGGUGGCGGGGGGGCCUUGGUGUUCGUGGGAAAUAUAUCUGCGCAGGAGUGAACUGCGUGAAGUGGCUUAACUACUCUGACAACAAUUUAAUGGACCCGGAGGGGAGAACAGGAAGGCGCAUGUUAUGACAGUGUUUGUGUGUGUGUGUGUGUGUCAUUGAGGGACGUUAUCAGGAGCGCUCGAAGCAGGAAAAGGGCAGGAAACUAACACCUUUUUUCUUUUUUUUUUCGGGUUUGGUAUCCAAAAAAUCUGGAGUCUGAGAACAAGAACCAAGAAAACAGAAACCACAUUCCUCCAGUGACUCACCCCCUCUGCACCUCUUGCUGAGCCAUUAUUACCAUGGAAACCCCAGGCCAGAAACGCACCAGCCGCGGCGCCGUCUCCCCGGCCCGCAUCACCAGGCUGCAGGAGAAGGAGGACCUGUGCAACCUCAAUGACCGGCUGGCUGUGUACAUCGAUAAGGUGCGCUCGCUGGAGAUGGAGAACGCCGGACUUCGACUGCGCAUCACAGAGUCGGAGUCCUCAUCCAGCCGAGAUGUGUCGGGCAUGAAGGCGGCGUAUGAGGCGGAGCUUGCCGAUGCCCGCAAGACCCUGGACCAGGUGGCCAAGGAGCGAGCCCGGCUGCAGCUGGAGCUGAGCAAGAUCAGGGAGGAGUACAAGGAGCUUAAAGCCAGGAACACUAAAAAGGAGAGUGACCUGGAGGCGGCUCUGGCCCGGCUGAGGGACCUGGAGGCCCUGCUCAACUCUAAAGAUGCCUCCCUCUCCACUGCCAUGGGGGAGAAGCGAGCCCUGGAGGCUGAGGUGAAGGACCUCAAGGCCCAGCUGGCCAAGUUGGAAGGUAACUUAGCUGAUGCCAAGAGGCAGCUGCAGGAUGAGAUGCUGAGGAGAGUGGACGCCGAGAAUCGCCUGCAGACCCUGAAGGAGGAACUGGAGUUCCAGAAGAACAUCUACAACGAGGAGAUGCGUGAGUCCAAGCGCCGCCACGAGUCUCGCAUGGUGGAGCUGGACAGCGGGCGGCAGCUGGACUAUGAGAGCAAGCUGGCCGAGGCGCUGGUCGAGAUGCGAACCCAACACGAGGAACAGCUCCACCUCUACAAGGAGGAGGUGGAGAAGACCUUCAACUCUAAGCUGGAGAACGCCCGUCACUCAGCUGACAGGAAUAGCCACUUGGUGGGAGCUGCUCACGAAGAGCUUCAGCAGACCCGUGUUCGACUGGAGGGCAUGUCGGGCCAGCUCAGCAUGCUGCAGAAACAGCUGUCAGCGAGCGAGUCCAAGGUGCGGGAGCUGGAGGAGGCUCUGUCGAGGGAGCGGGACCUGUCGCGGCGGCGGCUGGAGGAUAAAGAGCAGGAGAUUGCCGAAAUCCGAGCUCGGAUGCUGCAGCAGCUGGACGAGUACCAGGAGCUGCUGGACAUCAAACUGGCCCUGGACAUGGAGAUUAAUGCUUAUAGGAAGCUGCUGGAGGGAGAGGAAGAGAGGCUGCGUCUGUCACCCAGCCCUCCACCCACCAAGGUCAUGGUGACGCGGACCUCCGGCUCAAGCCACAGCCACACCAGCCGCCUGCUCCAGUCCGCCUCCACCGCCGCCACCGCCUCCAGCAGCCGCAACUCUUCCGGCACGGCCAGCAGCAAGAAGCGCCGCCUCAAUGACAACGACAGCGAGACCUCCAGCAUGGUGGGGGGCACCGUCACCAAGACUCGCAUUAGCCAGCACGCCUCAGCCAACGGACGCAUCACUGUGGACGAGGUCGACCUGGAGGGCAAGUACGUCCGUCUGAGCAACAAGGCCGACGAGGACCAAUCUCUGAGCAACUGGCAGGUGAAGAGACAAGUAGGCAGUGGGACCCCCAUCGUCUACAAGUUUCCCCACAAGUUCACUCUGAAGGCCGGAGGAACUGUCACUAUCUGGGCUGCAUCUGGAAAUGCCACCCACAACCCUCCCACUGACCUGGUGUGGAAGAACCAGAACUCCUGGGGCACCGGCGACCUUCUGGCGACCAGCCUCAUCAACGCCAACGGAGAGGAAAUGGCCAUGAGGAAAGUGACUCGCACGCUGUUCCACGACGAUGAUGACGAUGAUGACAUGGGAGCUCACAGCACAAGCGGCGCAGACAACGAGUACAACCUGAGGAGCCGCAAGGUGAUCUGCGACUCCUGCGGGCAGCCAUCGGACCGCGGCGGUGUCUGCAGCAGUGGGGGUCUACCUGAAGGCCUCGUGGGACAUUCCUUCUUCAUGGGCACCAACGAGCCCAGAAAGGGCCGCACCAACCCGGAGAACUGCUCCGUCAUGUAACAACCAGACAGUGCCUCACCUCCUGUGGCCCACAGAGGAGAAACAUUUUCUACCAUUGGGAAGUUUGUCUUAUUAUUAUUUUUUUUUUUUAUAUGACCUCGUCUUAUUUUGUGUUCACAUUAAUCUGAGGGUUCGAUUUUUGCUUUGGAGGGGUUUUUUUUCAGGCAGAGGGCACAGGAUUCUUUUCAUAUUCAAUUUUUUUUUUUUGUAUAUUCAAGUUAUGUUAUUGCAUGUGUGCCGUGCUAAUGCUUAUAUUGUAUCCUGCUCUUCUUGCACAUAUACACACACACUACACACACACACACACACUAUACACACACGCAGACACAAAGAGCUUCAUUGACCAGUGCUUGUGCUUCGAUCCGAGCUGGGGUUUCACAUUUAAUGGCCAAGCUGUCAACACUCAACACGCACAGCUAGUGAACCCUGUCAGGAGUAGGUCUCCACAGCCACACAGACGACAGGACAAUGUUUGUUUAUCAUGUUUGUUGCCCAUCACAUAGAUCAAAUCUUUAUUUAAGUGAUGUUUACAAUUGAAAUUUAGAAUCCUUUUUCCUUUUUUUUUUUUUGUUGGAACAGUAUUGUACGGGCUGUACACUACAGAAAGGAUAAAUUUGAUUUCUUUUUUUUACUAUGUUGGAAACGUCUCCAAAGAAAGCCAAAGUGCUGUAAGCUCAGGGUGUUCAGCAGGUUGUUUUACUCAUCGUAGCCUUAGACAAAUGUGUACAUUUUCUACAGUAUGUGUGAGUUGGAUCGUAUGGUCGGGCAGCUGUGGUGCACACAGAGAAACAAUUAUUAUUUGAGAUGAAUAUAUUUUUUCAGCUUGACCCCAGAGAAAUGUAUUUGGUUAUGUUUUUGAACAUGUGGAAUUAUUUGCUUUGAAUUGUUUGCUGGAUAAGUUGAAUGUUUCCAGAUAAGUGGGUCACUUGUGUAUCUCAGUUUGACGUACAUUUAAAUGCUUUAUUUAAAAAAAAAAAAAAAAAAAGGAAUUCCAAAGAUUUUUGUUGUGACGAUAGGAUGACAUAGAAUUUGUUUUCUACCUGAUCAGGAACAAGUACAAUGUUUUGCGUCUUUACUGACAAACUUGUCGUCAUAUACAGUUUAUAUUUAUAGGAUUUCUAAGCCUCACUAAAAAAAAAUCAACACUAUUUUAAUAAAGAGUGUUGCUGCUACUAACAGUGGAAACAUUUUAACAAGAUUUUUUACAGAUUAAGAAAACACAAAUGUGCCUUUUGGGACUUAAACCACCAUCAACAAUCACUGUUCU